AUGAGUUUCCAAACGUUUUCAAUUCUCAUAGUAUUUUUCCUCGUAAAAUUCGAGUUUUCCCUCUCGACGAAACAUGGUUUAGUAGAAAUCACUGCGAGUAAUUAUCAAAGUUUAGUGAUUAACGGAGACAAAGAUGCUUGGAUUGUCGCUGUGAAAGGUGCAGGGAAAGUUUCAAUGGAUGAAUGGAGGAAAACCGAACUUGAUAUGCGUGGAUUGUCUGUUCGAGUCGGAAUAAUUGAUCCUCACACAGAUGGAGCAUUUUUGAAGAGGAAGGGUUUCCUCCAGAAAGACAAAAAAUAUCCAGUGGCUCGUGUUUUUCCUUACGGUGGUUACAAAAUAAAAGAAACGGGAAAAAAAGAUGUGAAAUCUCGAUUAGAAGCCGAAACUGAGGCGCUGGAAAGUCUUCCAGAUGAAACAACCAAGGUUUCAACAAUGGAGGAACUACAGCAGUGUGUGCGAAGAGGAUACGCAGCCAAACCCCUCAAAAUGCCAGUUUUACUGCUAACAGACAAAAGCAUCACAUCACCCCUUUUCCGUGCUAUUGCCCUCAAAUAUUCUAAAUAUUUCAACUUUGUUGUCCUCCACAAGCCGAGUCAAGAUGUGUUGCACAAUUUCCAACUAAGACAGAUUCCAGCAAUUCUGGUCAUGAUUGCAACACAAAGUGAAGACAAGAAUAUAGUCAGAUUUAGCUCAGUGAUCUACGACCCCAAGGAAUAUGGUGGAAUAUCCUACCUUAAUUUGACGAGAUUUUUCUUCUCUGUCCAUGAGAGGCACUGGCUAGAUCACCCAGACGCGAAGAAAUACAAAGGGAAAGUUGGCUUGAGGGAGUUCUUCAUUGAAGACGUGAAGAACACACUGGGGGGAGAGUUUGAAAGUGACAGACGGGAAGAUGAGAGUAAAGUGGCCAAAGAAAUUACGUUCGAGAAUCAAAACAGAAUGUGUGCAGAUUCUAAUAGAGGCUUAUGUCUAAUCUACUUGGUGAAUGGCAAGGACAAGAGAGGGGUCAGGAAAGCUUUGAAGUUUUUUAAAGAUCUACAGAAACUGUCAAACGUCAAAGGUAAACCCAUACACUAUCUCUGGAUCAACGGAUCUUGCCAUCCUGAAUAUGGUGAAAUUUUUGGAAUCUCUCCGCACAAGCUUCCAAUGUUGCUGUUUGCAAAACCAAUGCAGCGGUUGUUUAAAACUCUGAGUGGAAGCUUCAAAAAGGAAAAAGUCAGUGAUAUUAUAUGGAAUAUAUUCCUCGACCGUGCGACGUUGUCACCUUUUUCACGGUUCAACGAAAUUCUCCCUGUUGAUUGCCAGAAAGGGGCAUCUUCUGAGCGAGCUACGAAAGAGGAAAAUCAAGAUAAAAAUAUUAAAUCAGGGGAGAAGAAAAAGAGCGAAAAGAAAGCUUCAAGUAAAGGAAAGGAUAAAAAGGCGAGCAAAACUACGAGAGUUGACGAACUCUGACUGAAAGAAUCUUGUUUUUGUUCCGUUCUUAAUGAAAAUGAUUUUGUAAUUGGAAGAUAGGGUUUAAACGUGAUGGAGUGUUCGUUAAUCUUUACUUAAGACCAGACUUAAGACUAAGUAUUUUAUUCUUGUCUCCAAAUAUCGUUCAGAUUUUUUUCCUUAUUUUGCGAUUCACAAGACCUGAUAUUGUAAGAGACAAGUUGAAAUAAAAAUUACUGAUCAUCACAACUUUCUCAUGGGCUCAAACAAAAUACGACGCUCGUACAAAAAAAAAUUUAAAGAAAUAUAUAAACAACAAAAAUAAUAAUAGUAAUAGUACUAAUAACAAUGAUAACCAUAAAGGUUUCUUCAAAUUCUUACUCUGAAACUUUAUUCAACUUCCCAUGUCAUAAACAUGGAUAUGUACAAUAAAUUAUGCAACGAUAGUAAAUGAAACGGAACUCUGGCGGUACAAAAAAAAACUGUCCUCUCCUUGUGACAAUGAAGUACACAAGAACAGCGUAAAAACUCACUUGUCACUCUAUAAUUUUGAAUUACUUCGCAGUAUUCAGUUAAAUAAACAGCUUCAAGUAAA
This is a messenger RNA of Stylophora pistillata, 2023 nucleotides long. RefSeq lists its product as uncharacterized. The record is from RefSeq and is a predicted model, not a curated record. Lineage: Eukaryota; Metazoa; Cnidaria; Anthozoa; Scleractinia; Pocilloporidae.